Molecule: messenger RNA, 1914 nt
Organism: Peronospora farinosa
Lineage: Eukaryota; Oomycota; Peronosporomycetes; Peronosporales; Peronosporaceae
Source: the annotation of a GenBank genome assembly
AUGAAGUUCUGGCUUUAUUCAAGUGCAAGUCUAGUUGCAUGUAUAGGGCUUCUCUACUAUACGUAUAUUACAAGGCAGCAUUUUUAUCCAUCGGUUAUCUAUCUUGUAACCUCGAAGAUCAGUGUCUUAAUACUGGGCAAUGCCGGUCUCGUACUUACGACACUUUUUGGUCGAUUGUUAAAAUUCGUUUUUUUCGGUACCCUCCGAGAUGCAGAAGUCGAGUUAUUGCACGAAAAUGUGCGCUAUGCUGUGACGGAGACGUGUCUAGCUCUUACGGUCUUUCGCGAUGAGAUCUCGUUCCAUGUGAUGGUAUUGUUUACGGCACUGGUGUUUCUCAAGAUAUUUCAUUGGCUCGCUCAAUCCAGAAUUGAGUUUAUUGAACAAACGGAUAUUUUAUCGAGACUUACGCAUGUGCGACUUGUGGGACUUAUGGCAUUGCUUUCAGCUGUAGACUUGGGUUUUGUAGUGUGGUGCUCGCUGAAAGUCAUGGAGACUGGGCCUUCGGUCUGUAUCCUUUUUGGAUUUGAGUUUUUGAUCUUACUGGUGACGAUUGCAGCUACUUUUCUACGCUAUGUGCUGUACGUGGUGGACUCCCGGAUGGACGGCACCUGGACCAACAAGUUUACAUACCUCUUUUAUUUAGAGCUCGUGUCUGAGAUUACCAAGCUCGUUGUAUACUUGAUUUUCUUCAUGCUCAUUUUCACGUACUAUGGUAUGCCGCUACACAUUGUGCGUGACCUCUGGGUUUCCAUCAAGAAUUUGCAGCGACGCAUUGCGUCUUAUUUCCGCUACAGAAAAAUUACUGCGAAUCUGAAUGAGCGCUUUCCAAAUCCGACGGAGGAGGAACUUCAGGAAACGGAUAGGACGUGCAUCAUAUGUCGUGAAGAAAUGAUUCCUGAUGCAUGCAAGAAGUUACCAUGCUCGCACAUUUUUCAUGUCGACUGUCUCAAAAUGUGGGUGCAACGCCAGCAGACAUGCCCUACGUGCCGCUCCAAUAUUCCGACGGAGUCGCGUCAGCCCACCCCUACCGUUCCUGGAGGACCAGCAGCUCAUGCUGGAAGACCUGCAGCUGGACCAGCAGCACCAGCAGGAGCUGAGGGCCAACCGCGUGCUGCGCCGGCUGCUCCUCGCUUCCGUUUUGGGGUAGCCUUUGAACGUGUAGUUCCUCCACCAAAUGAACACGGCGCUUCUGAUGCGGCAACGCCUGCACGAACUGCUCAAGCCGCGACGCCUCCAGCUCCUGAUGGCAUUCCUGCUGCUGCUCCUGGUUAUCCAUUUGCUCCUGGUUAUCCAAAUCCGUACAUGUCACCAAUGAUGUUUGGUCCUGGAAUGGGGCUGCCUUAUGGUUAUGGGGUGCCAGGACCGUACGGCAUGAUGCUGGGCAUGCCUCCGGUCGGCCAAAUGCCACCGCAGUCGCAGCAAGGUAUGCAACAGCCAGCCAUGGAUUCAGACAGCAUUCGACGCCAUAUUGACUUCCUGCAUGCCCAACUGGCGGUACUGCAAGCAUCAGCGGCACAGUUUAGUGCUCCUCUUCAGACUCACACGGUGCCGCAACAACCGGUCGUAGCGCCCUCCGUACAAACAGUUCAGCCGCAAAGGAGCGUUCCAGCCCAAGCAGCUUCAACAUCGGCUGCAGUGCAUUCGUCAACGAUGGCAGAUGGAGCCACUGCAGACACAGGACGCUUGGAAGAGGAGCUAGAAGACAAACGUCCGAUCCCUUUGUCAAGUCAGCAACAAGGAACUCUUCCGUCAACUGCUGCUACACCUUCGCUUCCUAUGGAGUCAACGAUACCAUCAGCUUCACAGACUGAGGCGGAGCGACGCAGAGACGAAUUGCGUCACCGUUACAACCGAAUCUACGGUAGCUCUUCGAGCUCAUCUGCCAUUGACAACGAAGAGAAGAAGACUGACUGA